CUCUGUAGCUAUGCUAAUUCUCAGCUCGGUUUCGAGGUCACGUUCAGGUUCUGGCUGAGGCCUGACGCCUCCGGGACUUAUUUAUCCUCCUUCCUCUGUCGCUCGAAGCCGAAAAUAAACCGCAAAUGGUGGCUAGUUGGCGUUUUCACUUCUUAAAGGAGCAUCCAGAGGGACAUGAAGCUCAGACCAUGGACCAAGUCACCUUCCGCAGUGACACCGUGCUCUCUGAUGUGCACUUACUGCUCCCGAACGCUCGUCAUCUCAUGACUCGUCUCAAUAGCGUCGGACAACCAGGUGAGCGUUUCACAGUUUUUUUGUCAAAGUUCAGGAUUCUGCAGAAGGAGGAGCAGAAGGAGGUGUGUUCUCCGGCAAAGGAGUCACCACACUCUCAUCUGGACGAAGACGGAGACCUGGAUGUCGCGAGGAAGCCGACAGAGACGGCGCGGGACCGAGAAACCGCUCACCCCGUCAUCCUGAGCCAGGCUGAAGGAGCGACGAGUGACGAAGAGGAGGAAGACGAUGACAAAAUGGACGUCAUAAAGAUUGAGCACACGAUGGCGACGCCGCUGGAGGACGUCGGAAAGCAAAUCUGGCGAGGAGCUUUCCUGCUCUCCGACUUCAUCCUGUCCAACCCAGCUACGUUCAGAGGAACGACGGUGCUCGAGCUGGGAGCAGGAACCGGAUUCGCCAGCGUCGUCGCUGCAAGCGUGGCGAAAACGGUCUACUGCACAGAUGUUGGUGAAGAUCUCCUCAGCAUGUGUCAGAGAAACAUGCAUUUGAAUCAGCGUUAUAUUGCAGCAUCAGACGGGCGUGGUGUGAAAGUGCGACAGCUGGACUGGACCGCAGAUGAUUUCCUCAGAGAUGUGGAUUCAGAAUUCGGCUGGAGCGAGGACGAGAUCUCUGACCUCCACGAUAACACCACGGUCAUCAUCGCAGCAGAUGUGUGCUAUGACGAUGACCUGACUGAUGCCCUGUUUCGGACUCUGUACCGCAUUUCCAGUAACCUGCGUCACUCCAGCACCAUCUACAUUAGCGUCGAGAAAAGGUUGAACUUCACACUGCGCCACAUGGACGUGUCGUGCGAGGCGUAUGAUCAUUUCCAUCGCUCCCUGGACCAGAUCGCAGAGCUGAGAGAGAAGGAAACGAAGUUCACGGUGUCACCGGUGUCCUGCUCCUUCCCUCAGUUCUUCCAGUAUGAACGAGUGAACCAACUGGUGUAAAAUACCAAAAAAUGAAAAGGACCUGAAGCAAAAGUUUGGGCACCUGACAUGGUCAGUACUUAGUAACACCCCCUUUGGCAAGUAUCACAGCUUGUAAACACUUUUUGUAGCCAGCUAAUAAUCUUUCAGUUCUUACGUGGGGGAUUUUCACGCAUUCGUCCUUGCAAAAGGCUUCCAGUUCUACAAGUUUCUUGGGCUGUCUUGCAUGCACUGCUCUUUUGAGAUCUAUCCACAGAUUUUCACUGAUGUUUAGGUCAGGGGACUGUGAGGGCCAUGGCAAAACCUUCAGCUUGGGCCUCUUGAGGUAUUCCGUUGUAGAUUUUGAGGUGUGUUUUGGAUCAUUGUCUUAUUGUAGGACCCUUCCUCUUUUUAACUUCAACUUUUUUACAGAUGGUGUGAUGUUUGCUUCCAGAGUUUGCUGGUAUUUAUUCGAAUCCAUGCUUCCCUCGACCAAUGAAAUGUGCCCUGUGCCACUGGCUGCAACACAACCCCGAAGCAUGAUCGAUCCACACCCAUGCUUCAGAGUCGGAGAGGUGUUCUUUUCCUGGAAUUUGGCAUCCUUUUUUCUCCAAACAUACCUUUGCACAUUGUGGCCAAAAAGUUCUAUUUUGAUUUCAUCAGUUCACAGGACUUGUUUCCAAAAUGCAUCAGGCUUGCUUAGAUGUUCAUUUGCAAACUUCAGACGCUGAAUUUUGUGGCUAGGACGCAGGAAAGGUUUCGUCUGAUGACUCUUCCAUGAAGGUCAUAUUUGUGCAGGUGUCGCUGCAUAGUAGAACAGUGCACCACCACUCCAGGGUCUGCUAGAUCUUUCUGAAGGUCUUUUGCAGUCAAACAGGGGUUUUUAUUUGCCUUUCUAGCAAUCCAACGAGCAGUUCUUUCAGAAAGUUUUCUUCAUCUUCCAGACCUCACCUUGAUCUCCACUGUUUCUGUUAACUGCCAUUCCUUAAUAACAUUACGAUCUGAGGAAACAGCUACCUGAAAACACUUUGCUACGUUCUUGUAGCCUUCUCCUGCUUUGUGAGCAUCAAUUAUUUUAUUAUUCAGAAUGCGAGGGAGUUGCUUAGAGGAGCCCAUGGCUGUUGAUUUUAGGGACAAGUUUGAGGAGUCAGAGAAUUUAUACAGCUUUGAAAUCUGCAUCAUCUGACCUUUCCUAAUGAAGAAUUUGAACAAGCCACAGCUCAGUAAGCUAAUUAAGGUCUGGAACCUUGGUAAAAGUUACCUGAGAACUCAAAUGUAUUGGGGUGCCCAAACUUUCGCAUGGUGUUCCUUUUCUUUUUUCACUCUCCAAUUGUACAAAACAAAAAUAAUACGCAAAUCCUGCAUAAAACGCUGAAAAGAAAUGUGUCAUCUUUACGUUUAUGCCUUUUGGUGAUCAGUUCAUCUUCUGCUCACUUAACUAUUCACAGUAACAGACAUUUUCAGCAAGGGUGCCCAAACUUUUUCACACCACUGUAUUGAAU
Molecule: messenger RNA, 2680 nt
Organism: Neoarius graeffei (lesser salmon catfish)
Lineage: Eukaryota; Metazoa; Chordata; Actinopteri; Siluriformes; Ariidae
Gene: mettl22
Product: methyltransferase 22, Kin17 lysine
Exons: 11
Coding region: 126-1220 (364 amino acids)
Biological process (GO): protein methylation
Cellular component (GO): nucleus
Molecular function (GO): protein methyltransferase activity
Source: RefSeq, a predicted model, not a curated record